AUGAAUGAUCAUCAAAAUAAACCGAAUCUAUAUGAACGUGAAAAGGAACCAAGUGACGAUAAUUUGCAAAAACCUGAUAUUUAUAUUAAAUAUUUACCAUUCUAUGAAUCUAUCAAACGACAUGGUUUUGAAUCAUUUGAUGAAAUUCGAGAAAAUCUAUCUCGUACUAUUCAAUUAGGUGAAUUGCAUCCGAAUUUCUCGGUUUGGUCAAAUGCACUGAAACGAUUCAUUGACAUUUACGGUUUCUAUUUUACCAAAGUUCAUCAUCUCAAACUUAUUAAUUUUUAUAUAUCUAUUCUUUCCAUUUCGGAUCUUAAUUAUUCUCAUGCAAAAAUAUGUUUUGAUAUGCUCUUUCAACUUCUACAAAAAACUUGUUUAAUUACACGUAAUGAAUUAACAAUCGAUUGGCGUAUAUUAUAUCGAUGGGCUAAACUCAUUUUAUAUAAUCAUGAUGAACAAUAUUCAUUAGUUAAAUUACCAAAAUUUAUUGAUAUUUCGUUCAAUUGUUGUAUUGAAUGCUGUUCUUCAUACUUUUCGGUAACUGCUACUCAAGAAAUUCUUGAUCAAUUUCGUCCAUAUUUAUGUCCAUAUGAUUCAGCCUUUUCCGAUGCUAUGAAAAUGUUUGAUUCAUUUCUACCAAUCGAUCUACCUCCAGGUUUACAUAAUCAAGGAUUUAAAUUAUGGUUAACAGAAUUGUUUAAUAUUUGGGAUUGUAUUUAUAAUAAUACUGAUAGUGAUUUAUGGGAAAUGUAUCUAGUUCAUCUCUUUUCAAAUCUUGCUUGGUAUAAUAUUGGUUAUAUAGAUUGGGAACCUUGGUUAGCACAGAUUUUUACACGUAUACUCAAUCGUUUUUCACUUCCAAUAGGAAAAAAUAAUGAAUCACAAAAUAGUUCUCCAUAUAUGAUGACAGAUGUAGCACGAUGGUUUGUUGCUAUGAUAGGAAAUAGAAGUUCAUGUCUUCAAUAUAUGCAUGAACUAUUUAUUGCUAUUAAAACUUUUUAUUAUCCAUCAAAUACUGGAGAAUUUCAAAAAUAUUUAAUUGAAUUGAUUUUACAAUUGACUGAACAAUUUGUUGAACGAGUACGAUUAGAACGAAAAAUUCGUCCUCAUUGGAAUUUUAAACCACAUGAAUCGUAUCGAUUAACUGAACAAAAUAUUACGAAUUUUGUCAAUUGUAUUAAAGAUUAUGUAUUUAUGUCUAUUUGUAAUCAAGAUUAUAUUGAAGAUGCAGCUAAAGCUUGUCAAUAUCUUUCCAUACUACGACCAGAAUUAAUUAUACCACCGAUUAUGGACAGACUAUUCUUAUCAAUUGAUAAUAUGAUUGAACCCGAUCGUUUCACAUUAAUUAUGAAAUGUUUACCUGGUAUUGUUCGUCAGAUAGUACGACAAACAACAACUUAUUCAGAAGGUCAAAUUUAUGUUUUACCUUUAUUAAUGUCUAUAUUACCUGGAAUUGAUUCAAAUGAUUCAGAAAAAGUAGAAGUUACUUUUGAAGUUCUUGACGCUAUUCUCAAGCUAGUUCAAUGUAUUGAUUGUUCAUCGGCAGUAUCCAUACGUACCGAUCUAACAGAAAUUGAAAAACAAGUAUGUUUAUCAACAACACAAUUUGAAGAUUUUGUUACUGAUUUUCUCAAUCGAAUAUUUCAAAUGAUUUCUCGACGAUCAACUGAAACAUAUGAUGCUGCAUUUUGUUCGAGUUAUGGUCAAAGCAAACCUAUCGAAAUACUUGAAUCAUUCUUACCACAAACAUGUGAACAUAUUGAAAAUAUAAUAAAUCAUUCACAAAUAGAUCAUAGAGGUGAUAUUGAAUUAAUUUGGUAUUUAACUCUAUUUUCGGAGCUUGUUCAUGCUCGUAGUGGUACUUUACUUAUCUAUAAACAAAUGAUUAUGUCUAUAUUUCAUAAAUGUAUUCGUAUUAUUCAUAAAGAUUCAUAUGAAAUUAUUGCUAAAGCAGCUAAAAAUUUAUUACAAUCACUUACUCAAUUAUAUCCAAUUCGUCAUGGAUUAUCAAAUAAAAAUUCUAAUGAAUUAUUUACUGAAUUUUUACCUAUUCGAGCUUGGGGUCAACAUAUUGAUUUUGAUCAAUUUCAAAUACAUUUUCAUUUUCCUAAUAUAAAUGAAAUUAAUUUUGCUUGUGAAUUUGUUAAUACAUUUAUUUAUGAUGAAUUUCAAUUAUUAAAUGAAAAAUAUUUACAACUAUCGAAUGAUGAACGAUUGAGAUCGCUUAGAAUAAUUCAAUACAUAGCUAUGGGAUGUUUACAUAUGGUACCUAGCAUUGAAAGUAAUCUAAUAACAGAUCUUGUACCAUCAGUUGUUCCUUAUGGUUCAAAAUAUCAAUUUCGAUAUCCAAUCUAUUCUAAAGAACCGAGUAAGAUUCGAAGUAGUAUUUGUAAGAAGAUAAAUUUUUCUUUAGAAUUUAGAGAUAAUUUACGUAUGCGUAUUUUGAUUGAUAUUGGAAAUUUACUCGAUAUUCUUAUAAAAAAUCAUUCGGAUGAUGUUGCAUCAAUAAAAACAGCAAUUAAUAUCUAUACACUGUCAUCUACUUAUUAUGGUUCAACUCCAAAUGAUAUACAAGCAUUAUGUAUUAUUAUUAAUUCAGAUGAAAAUUUAUUCAAAUCUAGACUUGGUGGUAAACGAGAAAAUCCUCGAUUUUUAAUAGUCAAACAAAUUAUAUUACAUAUCAAAAUAUUUGAGUUAUAUUGCUUAGAAACUUUUACCGAAAUCGAUAAACAAAUCGUAUUAAAAUUAUUUGAAUUAUCAAUUAAUCGUUAUAGUGAAAUUCGUUGUAAUGCACAAAUGAAAUUGUUAUCUAUUUUCAAUCAAUUUAGUUUUUCAUAUCAAAUUAUUGUUGAUUGUAUCUAUGAAUUAUUGAAUAAACAAGAUGAAGUUGAUCAUGAUCAAAUUAAAGGUUGUCUUUAUAUUCUUCUUGGUGAUGAUUCUUUUUUCUUACCUAUUCAACAUUCAUGGACAAUGAUGGAAAAAUUAUGGCCAUCUAUUAUACGUUUAAGUCAUACGAAUAAAUUCAGUAUAACAAAUAUAAUUAAUGAGAUUAGUAGUCAAAUACUCGAAGAAUUUCAUACACUACCACUCAUCGAAAAUAUUAAUAAAAUAUCUAUAGAUUCAGCAGUAAGUUUAUGGCAACAAUUAAAUCCAAAUGAAAUGAAAAUAGAUGAAGAAUAUCAAAGAAAUAAUAUUCAAUCUUAUAAUAAUCUUAUGGAAAUAUUAAAUGCAUUGAUAAAUGAUGAUAAAUCGACAUGGAAACAACAAAAAAUAUCAAUGUCAUUCAUGUGUCUUCUUCUUCAAAAACAAAUAUCAAUUCCAUUAUCAUGUAUUCGAACAUUUGUCAAUUAUCUUAUUCAUGAUAAUAUGGAAUUACGAAAGUAUGCUAUAAUGGGCAUGAUAGCAUUAUGUCGUUUGCAAAAACCACCUCGAUUUUAUAUACAAAAAACACUUGAUGAAAUUCUUGGUUAUGAAAAUUCAAAUAUCAUUGAUGAAAAAUGUUAUCCUGGUGAUCGUGAUGAUAAUUUAUGGGUGACAAUCAACAAUUAUAAAAUACCAGAUACACAAAUUGAAUGGGAAAAAAUAUGUUUUUUGGAUAAAUCUUUUCAUGGUUAUUAUAAAUGGCCAAAAAUUAUUGAAUAUUGUUUGAAUAAACGUAUACGUUACAUUCAAGAUACAAUGCCAGAACAAGUAGCUAUUUUAUAUGAUCGUUUUGUUGAUAAGAAAUUUAUUGUACAAUUGAUACAAUCCGUAAUCUUAGAGGAAGAUGAUGGUGAUAUAAACUUUAGUAAAAAUCGAUUCUUAAUGUAUAAGGGCCUUUUUCGUAAUUUUGGUAAUAUAUUUAUGAAAAAUUUUAUGGAACAACUCUAUGUACUUAUUCAUGAGACGAUAAGUGAAAAACAAGAAGGUUGUCAUCGUACUGCAGCUGAAAUUGUAGCUGGCAUAAUUCGUGGUUCAAAACAUUGGACAUUAGAAAUGCUUGAUGAACUUUGGAUGAAACUCAUACCAUUUCUUAAUGAAGUAUGGAAAAAUUUUACUCAUGAAAAUCGUUAUUAUUGGGGUUUGUGCUUCAAAUAUGGUAUGGAAAAUCAAGAUCCUCGUCGAAUGUACCGAUUAAUUGAUUAUAUUUGUUCAUUGAUUACGAAUAAUCAUGUCAUGGAAACUGCAUUUGAUGAAACAUCUCGAUGGUUUCUUGUUGAAGAAUUAAAAACUUUUCAAUGGCGUAUUCCAUCUAUUUGGUGUAUUAUUAAUAAUUAUGCUAAAGAAUUACUUGAUCAUCCAUUUAAAACAGUUCGAACGUAUAUUGCUGAUAUAUUAUCAAUAUCAAUUAGUUUUGAUAUUAUAUUACCAAAUGGAAAAUCAACACGACAUCCUAAAAUCAAUCAAUUUAUUGAUACUAUAUGUGAACAAUUACAUCAAGCCAUUGAAGUUUAUGAAAAAAAUCCAAUAGUUAAUAAUUCUGAUCAAAUUACUGGAAUCGAUCUUGAAACUCGUAAAGCAUUAAAUUUAAUCGAAACAGUAAUUCAAAUACAAACAUACUUAUUUGAUUGGUGUCAACAACCAGUUAAAAGUGCAACAAUUCGUCUGUUUCCUCAUCUUUGUGCAAUUGAAAGAUUUGUAGCAAAUAAUGAUUUCUUCGAAGAUACAUUGACAACGAGUCUAACACAUAUUGCUAUGAGCUAUUUAGAUACAAACUUGUUAAAAGCGUUUAUUGAGCAAUUAGAACUAAUUUGUACGAGUUCUAAAUGGCAUGUGCGUCUAGCAGCCAUUGAAUUCGUUCAAAUUUUAAUAUUUUGCAAUCUAUUCAAUUCUCGUCCAUAUGCCAAACGAUUAAAUAAACUUUUGCUCAAAUGUCUAUUCGAUGAACAAUUGGAAGUACGAACAAUUGCAUCAAUGACUUUAUCAGGUUUCUAUCAGUGUGGUUAUAUUGAAUUAACUGUUAAAGAUCUCAACUAUUUUGAUGUUAUGAGCAAGACCAAUUAUUUUACAAAAACUAAUGACAAGAAAGUAAUAUCAGGAGAAAAUAUUAUUAAACGACAUGGUGGUUAG
This is a messenger RNA of Rotaria sp. Silwood1, 5049 nucleotides long. The record is from the annotation of a GenBank genome assembly. NCBI's taxonomy places the organism in Eukaryota, Metazoa, Rotifera, Eurotatoria, Philodinida, Philodinidae.